This is a messenger RNA of Melanotaenia boesemani (Boeseman's rainbowfish), 1593 nucleotides long. RefSeq names its product COP9 constitutive photomorphogenic homolog subunit 4 (Arabidopsis) (gene cops4). Lineage: Eukaryota; Metazoa; Chordata; Actinopteri; Atheriniformes; Melanotaeniidae. Gene Ontology annotation, cellular component: COP9 signalosome; cytosol. The coding region runs from base 80 to 1300 and encodes 406 amino acids. The record is from RefSeq and is a predicted model, not a curated record. The transcript is spliced from 10 exons.
UUUAGAACGCGCUUCGGGGGACGGAAGACAAGACUCGAUCUCACUGGUCGAGGAAACCGGUGUUGUUGACACUUCGACAAUGGCGGCCGAAGUGAGACAGGAGCUUGCACAGCUGAUGAAUUCAAGCGGAUCGCACAAAGAUCUUGCUGCUAAAUAUCGACAGAUUUUGGAGAAGGCCAUUCAGUUUACAGACGCAGAUCAGCUGGAGUCCUUGAAGGCCUUUGUUGAAGCAAUGGUCAAUGAAAAUGUCAGUCUGGUCAUCUCAAGACAACUGCUGACUGAUUUCUGCACACACCUGCCCAACCUGCCCGACGCCACAGCUAAAGCGGUGUAUCACUUCACCUUGGAAAAGAUUCAGCCGAGGGUCAUCUCCUUUGAGGAGCAGGUGGCCUCAAUCAGACAGCACUUAGCAACCAUUUAUGAAAAGGAGGGAGACUGGAGGAAUGCUGCCCAGGUUUUAGUUGGCAUUCCCCUGGAAACAGGCCAGAAGCAAUACAAUGUUGACUAUAAGUUGGAUACAUACCUGAAAAUAGCCCGACUCUACUUAGAAGAUGAUGACCCUGUUCAGGCAGAAGCCUACAUCAACAGAGCCUCUCUGCUUCAGAACGAGUCCUCCAACGAACAGCUGCAGAUACAUUACAAGGUGUGCUAUGCCAGGGUGCUAGAUUUCAGGAGGAAGUUCAUUGAAGCAGCACAAAGAUACAACGAGCUGUCUUAUAAGUCAAUUGUCCAUGAAAGCGAGCGUCUGGAAGCACUGAAACAUGCCCUGAACUGCACCAUACUGGCCUCUGCAGGACAGCAGCGCUCCCGUAUGUUGGCCACUCUCUUUAAGGAUGAGCGCUGUCAGCAGCUGGCUGCUUACGGUAUUCUGGAGAAGAUGUACCUGGACCGCAUCAUCAGAGGAAACCAGCUGCAGGAGUUUGCUGCCAUGUUGAUGCCUCACCAGAAAGCCACCACAGCCGAUGGAUCCAGCAUCCUGGACAGAGCUGUGAUUGAACACAACCUCCUGUCUGCCAGCAAACUCUACAACAACAUCACUUUUGAAGAACUCGGAGCGUUGUUGGAAAUCCCUCCUGCAAAGGCUGAGAAGAUUGCUUCCCAGAUGAUCACAGAAGGACGAAUGAAUGGCUUCAUCGACCAGAUCGAUGGCAUCGUACACUUUGAGACGCGGGAACCGCUUCCUACCUGGGACAAACAGAUCCAGUCUCUAUGUUUCCAAGUCAACAACCUCCUAGAAAAAAUCCGCCAGGCUGCUCCAGAAUGGGCCGCACAAGCUAUGGAAGCCCAGAUGAGCCAAUAAACAUGUCGGCCCCUCCCUGUCAGAUGUUCCCCAGCAGCAUCCGAGGAGAAGCCAUCAGAAUCACCAUCAGCUGUUCUACCUGUUUUCCUUCUGGCUGAACUCCACACACCACUCUGCUUUUAAACCACAUUUCUGGCUCAGAUCUGUGUGUGUGUAACCACAUGAAGGCUGUGAAUGCACCUCUACGUGUGACUUCAUGUGGAGAUGGUUGACAUGUAUAAGCCAUUAACCGUGUAUGAACCUGUUGCUGCACAUUUUCAUUUUCAUGAAGAGAAAUAAAUUUGAAACAAACA